UCUCUUAGUGUAGGAACUGGUGUGAGCAUUCAGUUCUGGCUGCUGCCCUGAGCUGCACCCUCACCACGAUGCAGCACACCCAAGAAGACCCGGUUGCAUCUGGGGAAGAAGAUGAUGCCUUUGAAGAAGGAAUAUCCUCCCGGCUUCCGGAAAUCAUGUCAAUAGGAUCACAUUCAUUCUCUCCAGGAGGUCCUAAUGGGAUUAUCAGGAGCCAGUCCUUUGCUGGCUUCAGCGGUCUGCAAGAGAGACGCUCCAGGUGUAAUUCUUUUAUUGAAAAUUCCUCUGCGCUCAAGAAGCCCCAAGCAAAGGUGAAGAAAAUGCAUAAUUUGGGCCACAAGAACAGCACCACCCCCAAGGAGCCCCAGCCCAAAAGAAUGGAAGAGGUCUACAGGGCCUUGAAGAAUGGCCUGGACGAGUAUCUGGAAGUGCACCAGACAGAGCUGGACAAGCUGACUGCUCAGUUAAAAGACAUGAGAAGAAACUCACGCCUGGGAGUCCUGUACGAUUUAGAUAAGCAAAUCAAAGCAGUUGAGCGAUACAUGAGGAGGCUGGAGUUCCAUAUCAGCAAGGUGGAUGAGCUUUACGAGGCCUACUGUAUUCAGAGACGUCUCUGUGAUGGUGCCAGCAAAAUGAAGCAGGCCUUUGCAAUGUCUCCUGCCAGCAAAGCAGCUCGAGAGAGUUUAACCGAAAUCAACAGGAGUUACAAAGAAUAUACAGAGAACAUGUGUACCAUUGAAGCAGAGCUGGAAAACCUGCUGGGGGAGUUUUGUAUCAAGAUGAAAGGUCUGGCUGGCUUCGCUCGGCUCUGCCCUGGGGAUCAGUAUGAGAUUUUCAUGCGUUACGGUCGCCAGCGAUGGAAAUUGAAAGGCAAAAUAGAAGUGAAUGGCAAGCAAAGCUGGGAUGGAGAAGAAAUGGUCUUCCUCCCUCUCAUUGUUGGACUGAUCUCCAUAAAGGUGACAGAAGUGAAGGGACUUGCUACUCACAUCCUUGUAGGAAGUGUUACCUGUGAAACAAAAGACCUAUUUGCAGCUCGGCCCCAGGUGGUUGCAGUAGACAUUAAUGACCUUGGCACAAUUAAGCUGAACCUUGAAAUCACCUGGUACCCCUUUGAUGUGGAGGACCUGACCCCCUCCACGGGAAACGUGAGCAAGGCCUCUGCUCUCCAAAGGAGAAUGUCCAUGUACAGCCAAGGCACUCCAGAGACGCCAACCUUCAAGGAUCACUCGUUCUUUUCAAACUUGCCAGAUGAUGUCUUUGAAAAUGGAACGGCAACCACUGAGAAGCGGCCUCUCUCCUUCACUUUCGGCGACCUGCCUUAUGAAGACCGCGUGCCCCCUGCCAACCCAGCAGAGCCCUCCUCUGCUCACGUCAGCUCCAGCCCCGAUAUCACCACCACUGCUACUCAGGACCGAGCUCUCAAGUCAUCCGAGAGCUCGAGCCCAGACUGCAGCAGCAGUGGCUCCUGCAGAGAUUCUGUCCCUGAGCCCAAGGACCUGCCGUGCCCGGGAGACGCAGCAGUGACCGGGAUCAAGGCCACCCCUAGGGCACAUUCUGAAGUUUGCCAAAAGCCCUCUGAUGCCAGGAGUGAUCGUGUCUUUAUAGAGGCGAGCGUCCCGGUGUCUCUCCUGCAGGACACAGAUGAAGGUUCUGAGCUAAAGCCGGUGGAGCUGGACACCUAUGAGGGCAACAUCACCAAGCAGCUGGUGAAAAGGCUUACAUCUACUGAGGUGCCUGGGACCCCAGAGAGGCUGCCGUGUGAGGGGUCCAUCAGUGGGGAAUCAGAAGGCUACAAGUCUUACCUCGAUGGAAGCAUUGAAGAAGCCUUGCAAGGGCUUCUCUUAGCUCUUGAGCCGCAUAAAGAGCAGUACAAAGAGUUUCAGGACCUGGACCAGGAAGUGAUGCAUCUGGAUGACAUCCUAAAAUGCAAGCCAGCAGUAAGCCGAAGCAGGUCCUCCAGUUUAAGUCUAACAGUUGAAAGUGCUUUAGAAAGCUUUGAUUUCCUGAACACCUCUGACUUUGAUGAUGAGGAUGGUGGUGGUGAGGAGGUUUGUAAUGGUGGAGGAGGUGCAGACUCAGUAUUUUCAGAUACUGAGGUUGAGAAGAAUAGUUACAGGACUGAGCACCCCGAAGCCAGGGGCCACCUCAGUGAAGCCCUGACUGAGGACACAGGAGUAGGCACCAGCGUUGCUGGCAGCCCUCUGCCCCUGACCACAGGAAGCGACAGCCUCGAUAUAACCAUAGUUAAGCACUUGCAGUACUGCACACAGCUCAUCCAGCAAAUUGUCUUCUCCGGUAAAACACCAUUUGUGACAAGAGACCUCCUUGAUAAGCUGUCCAGGCAGACUCUUGUAAUGGAGAAUAUUGCAGAGAUCAGCACCGAGAACUUGGGAAGCAUCACCUCCCUUACUGAUGCAAUCCCAGAGUUCCACAAGAAGCUGUCACUGCUGGCUUUCUGGAUGAAGUGUACUGGUCCUUCAGGAGUCUAUCACACGACUGCAGACAAGAUGAUGAAGCAGCUGGAUAUCAAUUUUGCUACCACUGUGAAUGAGGAAUGUCCAGGGCUUGCAGAAACAGUUUUCCGAAUCCUGGUAUCUCAGAUUCUGGACCGGACAGAGCCCGUCCUCUACUCCACCAUGUCUUCAGAGAUCAUUACAGUCUUUCAGUAUUACAACUAUUUUGCCAGCCACAGUGUUAAUGACCUUGGAAGCUAUUUGCUGCAGCUUGCAAAAGAAGCCUCUGUGAUUCAGAUGUUGCAGUCUGUGAAAGAUGGAAAACUGCAUCAAAACGUGUCCAAAAUAAACUCCAACAACCUUCCACCACAGCAAGAAGUUUUGAGAGCUUUGGCUUUACUUCUCAAUGAAAAUAAAAAUGAAGUUAGUGAGUCUGUGGCAUCGCUCCUGACAGCUACUGCAGAAAACAAGCACUUCAGGGAGAAAGCCUUGAUUUAUUACUGUGAAGCGCUAACCCAGCCCAACCUCCAGCUGCAGAAAGCAGCCUGCCUGGCUCUGAGAUACCUCAAGGCUACUGAGAGUAUUAAAAUGCUGGUCAUGCUCUGCCAGUCUGACAAUGAAGAGAUUAGAAAAGUAGCCUCUGAAACCCUGCUCUCACUUGGUGAAGAUGGGAGAUUGGCCUAUGAACAGCUGGACAAUUCCCUCGGGAAUUUGUCAGAGUUGGAAGUCGCCGUGGAACUGAAUCUGCCACAGCUUUUUAGGAAAAGAACCUGCCUAAGUGUAACAGACAUGAAAGAAAGACGGAGCUGCCAUUAAGCAUGGGAAGUAGAAUGAAGACUUUGAAGGAGUGUCCCAAAAUGUAGCAAUUCACCAACUUUUUAAGGAAAAGCAAAAUCUAAACACAGCUAAAGAGUUCCUAUUGGCUCCUCUGCAGCUUAUGAUGGAACAGCCAGAUGAGGCUGAGGAACAAUACUUUCUUGACUGAUUUGUAAUAAAUAAUGCAUUGCAGUUACUCAGCCUCGGCAAACUUCUGUGAGAUUUUAGAAUCUGGCAUCUUUGUAUAUUUUACUGAGCAUUAAUUAUGUUUACUUCCUUGAAAUGGUCAUGAAAACUUGAGACGUGAUGUGUAUCUGAAAUGGAUGAGUAGGAGGCCACUCGAGCAGAACCACAAAGCAGCUUUCUCUCCAACACCGAACCAAGCGCCUACUGCCUCGCAGUGUUCCCAGAACCACUCCAGCAGCCCAGAACACCACAGUGCUGUCUCAGUAAUGAAAUACAGAGUGAGUUUCUUCAAGUUUUGCCUCCAGAAGCAGCAUGAUGCAAGCCCAAGGAGGUGUCACUAUAGUGACUCAUUCUGAAUGCCUCUACUGGUCUUUUAUUUCCUUUCUCUCACCCUCCAGCAAUGAACCAUCAUUAAUCCAGAGACUGAUGAGGGGAAUCAAAUAACCACGUAGGUUUUGAAAAACUAAAUGAAAAGGUAAAGCGCAUUUAUUUAUUCCAAGAAGUAGUGAUGAAUACAGCUAAUUGCACAAGUCCUCAAAGCCAUUCUGUCCUGCAGGUUGCAAGCAGGAUUGGAUUUCAUACACUGUAAUUAGUGGAGGAUAGCUUCUAUAGAAUGAUUUCAAUAAAAAACUGAAACAAACUAAAGCAGACCUCGGAGGCAGUAAUAAACAGUGUGAAGUGAAUGCAUUUGCUCCCCCACUGCAAGAAUGAAAGACAGUGCUUCAAGCUGUUGAUUAUGAGCCUGAAGAUAACAGAGGAGGUGAACAGAAUUUAACAGAAGAGUGUUCCUGUACUGUGUUUAUUAUGCAUGAAAUGAUAUUUAGAUGUCAAUUAUAGCAUCCAAAUUUGCAUAGACUACAUAGAAAAGAUUGCAAACAAUUCACAUCAAAAGGAAGCCUUUAGCACCAAACACAUUGGCAGGCAGAAGUUGUUCUGGUUUUUGUCGUUUUUUUUUAUCGUGAAUGUUACAACAAUGUACAUAUCUGUAUAUUUAUAAAUAUAUAUAUUCUUCCUUAAUUAAAAAGGUACAUUUUGUACAGUUCAAAAUACAGUUCAGAACGCUUACUUGUUUACUGAGGGACAUAGACUCUUUAUACAGAAGGUGAAAUAACCAAGUUCUGGUUUUUGUACCACACCUGUUCCAUCAGCUGAAUUCUUUCAAGGUGUUCUUUUGUACUGACCUCUGCUUUUUUUUUCCCCUUUAGUUUUGUGACAUUUAUUUCCUAUCACAUUUAAGUUAUAAUAAAGAUUAUUUUUUAAGUA
Phasianus colchicus (ring-necked pheasant) is the source of this 4715-nucleotide messenger RNA. It is a transcript of the gene RIPOR2, whose product is annotated as RHO family interacting cell polarization regulator 2. The record is from RefSeq and is a predicted model, not a curated record. Lineage: Eukaryota; Metazoa; Chordata; Aves; Galliformes; Phasianidae.